Pan troglodytes (chimpanzee) is the source of this 17617-nucleotide messenger RNA. It is a transcript of the gene PRR5L, whose product is annotated as proline rich 5 like. The record is from RefSeq and is a predicted model, not a curated record. NCBI's taxonomy places the organism in Eukaryota, Metazoa, Chordata, Mammalia, Primates, Hominidae. Gene Ontology annotation, cellular component: TORC2 complex. Bases 9606 to 10223 code for a protein of 205 amino acids. The transcript has 10 exons. Gene Ontology annotation, biological process: TORC2 signaling.
GGAUCUGGCUAGAUUGCCCAGGCUGGUCUCAAACUCCUGGCCUCAAGGGAUUCUCCCACUUUGGCCUCCCAAAUUGCUGGGAUUGUAGGCAUGAGGCACUGCACCCAGCCUUGUCUCCUUUUCUUAUGAAAAAAACCAUUUUUUCUUAUUUCUGCCAUGAGAGAGUAGAGCUAAUUUUUUAAAGUAAGUUGCACAUUUUAAUCUAGAGCACAUUUUCCCACACUUAAAACCCUUGUUGGCUGCCAGACUGUAGCUUUUGACUACUCUUUCACUCACCAGGGUUUUAUAUACGUUACAUGUCAGAAAUGUAAUUGCUCACUCACAUAAUGGUCAGUCUUAGCUACUGUUUGUGUCUAGACUUUUUGGCUUACCAUCUGGUAGGCGCUGCAGAAUCACUCUGGAUGACAUUUGGGGGCCACACCCAGACAAUAUGCACUCCAAGAAACUUGAUACUUAAAGUAGGCUUAUAGAUGAGUAAAUAAGAUGUGUGGUUAUUUCCCACAGCUUUGUUUAACUUGUAUCACAGAAGGGGAUUUUUCUGGUGAUUACACAGUGGCUUGCAGGCCAAGGUGAUGAUGAUGUGAUGAUAUAAUUACUUCUAGGUGCAUCUAAAUUGUCAGCUUUCUGAAUCCUGUGGACACUUAGUGAACACCGUUAAGCAGAGAUAAACACUUGAGCGUGUAUCCUGUUUGCCCUAAUAUUUAUUGUUGUGCAAAUUUGGAUUCUCAGACUCUUCUCUCUGCACUCGGUUUCCAGUAGCGCCUGAGAAAGUUGUCUCUUGCUUCCUGUCGAGCCCUUUCCAUAGUUCACAGUUGACCCUUAACAUUUUCUUGUUUGUGAGAGUCAGUGUUCAUUCUUUGGCCGGCUUUUGUCUCCUAAGAGUUGCAAAGGUUGGUCCUUAAUAGAAACAAUUGUGCUAUGCUAUGUAGCAGGCACUUCUCUGCUAUGUCUGUAGGCUCCACUGACCAGCAAACAGACUCAGGAUUGCUCACCCAUGUGGCCCAGGUCUACGUCCCCGUGGACAAUAAUGCUUAGGUGGACCCAAGUUUAGUCAGCAGCAAAGAAAAUUAUUCUGAUCUCUCAGAAAUGGGAAGGCCACUCUUCCUGGUGGCUUGGAAGUGCACCUUUCAUUCCAUCAUUUAAAAAUAUUUGGGCAGGCAUGGUGGCUCACACCUGUAAUCCCAAUAUUUUGAGAGGCCGCAAUGGAAGGAUCACUUGAGGCCAGGAGUUCAAGACUAGUCUGGGCAACACAGCAAGACCUGUCUCUACAAAAAAUUAGCUGAGUGUGGUGGUACACACCUGUAGUCCUCGCUACUCAGGAGGCUGAGGUGGGAGGAUUGCUUGAGCCAGGAGGUCAAGGCUGCAGUGGGCUGUGAUUGUGCCACCAUACUCCAGCCUGGGUGACAGAGUGAGACCUUGUCUUAGAAAAAAAAAGUAAAAAUAAUUAAAAAUACGUUAAAAAUAAAUAAAAUAAAAAUAUUUAUUGGGUACCUUUUAUGUGCUCAGUACUGUGCUAGGCACCAGGAUACAAUAGUGAACAAGACGGGCAAGAUUUUUGCCUUUAAGGAGCUUCCAUACUGUCAGGGCUCAUCAGACACUGAACAAGUAAACAAACACAACAACUGCAGCCUGGUCUGUGGGUGCCACAAGGAAACAGAGACUCCUUGCUUGAGGGGCAGAGUCCUCUUGCUCUAAGGUAAGAAGCUAUGGGUGAUGCUUAUGCAGGGAAGCAAUGGGUGGCGUUUAAUCCCUCGGCUCUGUGUGUGGCACACACUUGCAUUGUUUAAGACAGGGGUCAGGAGUUCAGGCUCUGGAAUCACACAGGAUUUGCCUCUUGGUUCCUCUUCCUAGUCUUCUGCCUUUGGGCAAGUGAAUCCCUAUGCUUCGGUUCCUUCAUCUGCAAAAUGAGCCUAAUGAAACCUACCUCGUUGGUUUAGAGUAGAAAUUAACUGAGGUAAUAGAUGCAAAUGGAGGCUUGACACAGUCCUGACCAUCAUGGCCAGCCUCUGAUGAGAGUUAAUAUUAUUCUAAUCAGCAGUCAUAAUGGUAAUAAAAUAGUCAUGGUUGACAAUUGAUUUGACCAAAUGGCCCCACCACUUUUGAAAAUCUGCUUGUGACCUGGUUUCCAUCCAAUGGGCUGGCGCAGGGGCAGGCGUGGGGUCCAGAUCUAGUCUCCUAUGCUGGCUUGGAGGGUUCUGCCUUCUGUGUGUUUCCUUUAGCAGUACCUUGGGUGCUGCUGGCUUACCCUGUAUCUGGGUGUGUAUAUAAUAUAUAGGGAAGUAUGUCAUACAUAAGACUUCAUAGAGAAAUCGGUGAUGGGCUGCAUGUUCUCAUUCAUAGGUGGGAAUUGAACAAUGAGAACACUUGGACACAGGGUGGGGAACACCACACACCGGGGCCUGUCGUGGGGUUGGGGGAGGAGGAAGGAUAGCAUUAGGAGAUGUACCUAAUGUAAAUGAUGAGUUAAUGGGUGCAGCACACCAACAUGGCACAUGUAUACAUAUGUAACAAACCUGCACGUUGUGCACAUGUACCCUAGAACUUAAAGUAUAAAAAAAAAAGAAAUCGGUGAUGGGCUGACAAUGAGAUAAGACAGCUGCCAAGUUAAGAGGCUGGUGAAUUAGAUGAUGUGGUAGGUGGGAGUUCAAACAUGGCUGAGGGAUGGUUCUGAGUUUGUAUUGUGUUAGGGUAUCAGCCCCUGCCUCCUCUCUCAAAGGUUCUCAGUGUGUAUGGCUCCCAGGGUAGGGGCUGAAUGCACAGCCAGAGAUGGUGAAAGAUCAUCGUGGCCAUCAGCUGGGCCAAACCAUUAAUUGAAUGGUGAGUCAGCAGACCCAGAGAAGUGAAGUGACUUGCCCAAGGCCACAGGGACUGAUUAGUGCAGGCUUACCUUAUACCUGGCUUAGGCUCCGCAUAAAAGGUCUGAGAAGACUGGAGGCCGUAGCUGUGAUGGGGUAGAAUAAAGGUCACAAACCUACAUGUUUGGCCUUCAGAGUGCUGGUUGGCCUGGUGAAUUAGUUGCCAACACUUACAAAUCCAGUGAUUUCACAUUUCUAAAAAUUUGGAUUUUUGGACUUUCUUGGGAAAAAUCAGAUCUGGCAAAACCAGGCUUAUAUCCUAAGACGGCAAACACCAGAUCGGAUUGAGUAAUGGCUGCCUCCUUUAGCCAGGGCAGGUGCUGGUAGUAAAGCAAGCUUACUGUCCACACCUGCCUCACUCCCUAAGCUGGUCCCAGCCUGGCCCUUUCGGCCCAUUUAUGAUGCAUAGUGCAGAAAAAAGAAAAGAAAUUGGUUCUUCCUUUAAUCUACUUUUCCUGCCAGUGUUUAUUUGCUAGCCCAUAUGUUCCUGCACAGGGUCACUCCUAUUGUGAAAUAAAUGCUGAAUAAAUAAAAUUGGUGUCAAAUGAAUGAACUGUCAUUGCUAGAGCCCAACUUGGGAUCAGAAGCUGAAUCCUGACUUCCUCCUAACAGCUGGGUGACUUUGAAGAAAUCAUAUGACCUUUAUUUAUUGUCUUCCUUUUGGGGAAAGGAGGUUAGGGGAGUCACUAUUGCCUUUACAUUUAUUUAUUUGAAGAAGUAAGGCAUUUUCAUGUUUCUGAAUUCAAAAAGUCCAAAAGGGCUUAUAGAGAAAAGACUUCCCUACUGUGUCGCUGCUACCCAGCUCCUUGCCCUAGGGGAAACCAGUGUUAUCUGUUGCUGGUUUGCCCUUCCAGAGACAUUUUACGCACAUGCAAUGAAAAGGGUAAAUGCUCUUUUUAAUCCUUUUUACAUAGAUGGUAGCAUAAUGUACACGUGGCUCUGUGUUUAGCCUUUCUUUCAUUCAAGGUCGGCUCUUUCUUUUUUUUUUUUUUUUUUUUUUUUUGAGACGGAGUCUCGCUCUGUCGCCCAGGCUGGAAUGCAGUGGCGCGAUCUCGGCUCACUGCAAGCUCCGCCUCCCGGGUUCACGCCAUUCUCCUGCCUCAGCCUUCGGAGUAGCUGGGACUACAGGCGCCCGCCACCAAGCCCGGCUGAUUUUUUUGUAUUUUGAGUAGAGACGGGGUUUCACCGUGUUAGCUAGGAUGGUCUGGAUCUCCUGACCUCGUGAUCUGCCUGCCUCGGCCUCCCGAAGUGCUGGGAUUACAGGCGUGAGCCACCACGAUCGGCUCAAGGUCGGCUCUUUCUCAGAGCUGCAUCACCUUCCAGUAUAUGGGACACCAUAGUUUACAUAUGGCCAGUUCCCUGUUGGUUAGCACUUAUUUCCAGCUCAUUGUUGUUAUAAAGAAGGCUGCAGUAAAAACCCAUGUUACAUAAGCCACUUGACGUGCCUUGAAUAAAAUUCUUGGAAAUAGAUUUGUUGGGUCAGAGGGUAUGGCCUUUGUCACUUCGGUAGAUCUUGUCACAUUUCCUUCCACAGCAGUCAAUUCAGACUGCUGUCCCUCCAGCGAUGCGUUCGAGUGCCUGUCUCCCUCAACCCCACCACCCAUCACCUUGCGAAGCCUAAGAGGGUUUUGUGAAGAACACAAUGUUGUAUAAAAAUAUUAAUACUAACUAUAGCUUUUUGCGCCCCUCCUCAGGGCGAGGCCGUGAUCUAGGUUAUCUCAUUUUCAUCUUAACAACAUGCACAUAAGCAUUACAACCAUUUGACAGACAAGGACACUGAAAUUCAGAGCCUAUGAGGAAAGUACGCAGGUCAUCCAGCUAAUAAGCUGUAGAGGCUGGAUUUGAAGCCAAGUUAGUCAGAUUUCAGUACCAUGGUGUUUACCCAUGGUGAAGCCCCAUGUAUUUUUUUUUUUUUUGGUAGAGUUUUGCUCUUGUCACCCAGGCUGGAGUGCAAUGGCGCGACCUCGGCUCACUGCAACCUCCGCCUUCUGGGUUCAAGCAAUUCUCCUGCCUCAGCCCCCUGAGUAGCUGGGAUUACAGGUGCCCGCCACCAUGCCUGGCUAGUUUUGUAUUUUUGGUAGAGACGGGGUUUCGCCAUGUUGGCCAGGCUGGUCUCGAACUCCUGAGCUCAGGUGAUCCACCCGCCUCGGCCUCCCAAAAUGCCCAUGUAAUUUUAAAUGUUGGUGUUCUGAGCCGACAACUGCUUAUGGUUCCUGUCUCUCAGCAAUGAUGCCUCACACACAGCUGGCUCAUUUACUCAUUCAGAGAAUAUCUGUGGAAUUCCUGCUUCACUAAGCCCUGUGCUAAGCCCUGGGGAUGUACCUGAGAACAUGACAGACAGUGCCUGCCCUUAUGGGCCUCACAAACCUAUAACAAAUAAUUCUGUAGUCAUUUAUUAAGGCAGAUUAUGACAAGACGACAAAGGAGGUGGGGAGGGUGCUCUCUGGAGUAGUGGAACCUAAUCAGGGGUGAGGAGAAAGGAGGGUGUCUCUGAGCAAGUGAAGGUGGGCUAUAAAGGGGGUGCAGGUUUGAACCUGGAGAGUUGGGUGGGAAAUAUUUCACAUAGAGGCCACAGCACAUGGAAGGAUCCUGAGGUGGGGCAGAGCAGGUGCUGGUGGAAGACAUGAAGGCAGGCCAAUGAGCAGAACUGCAGAGUGGUGAGAAGUGAGCCUGUGAGGAUGGAGUUUGUGAAUUUAUUCUAAGACUUGUGGGGAACAUUUGAAGGCAUCGCAGCAAAGAGUGACAUAAGCGUUGUGGGCUAUGGACUGUUGGGUUCUAGUUCCAGCAUCGUUUCUCAUGAGAUGUGUUACCUGAGACAAGUUAAACACUCGGUACCUCCAUUUGCUUUUCUGUAAGCUGGGGCUGGUAAUAGCACCUGCCUUCUGGUGGUUGUAAGAUCAGACACAGGUGCUUCCAAACAGGUGCUUUCAUGUAGUUUUGAGUGCCAUAUGAGGUAUGAAAUAAAUGAGGCAUUUUAACCCAGUAAUCAUGAAUAAAUUUAUUUUCUCCAAAUGUGAGGCACUCCGAUAUUUUCUAUUCCAUUUCACUAAAAGUCAAGACCCUCUAAGUUCAUUUUUAAAAUGCUGAGAUAAUACAUGUCAAGUGCCCGCCUCACAGUUGGCAGUCAGUAAAUGGUGCUAUCAUGAUCAUCAAGGUUGUCAUUAGAAAGACCAUUCUGACUGCAAUUAGAGAAUGGAUCAGUUGAGUUUGACCGAUCAUUAUCUAAAUCCUGGUGGUGUGGAAGGACAUUGGGUCAUUCCUGUGUUCAUGGUCCAGGGAAGGAUUUGCACGCUGGGCUUUCUGACUGCAGAAGCUUCCGAGGGUUGUGUGUAAAAGAGGCCAUCUCUCUUGUUUCCCUGGUAACUAGUUUCUCCUUGUUUUCCAGGCAGUCACAUCAGAUGGCAUGGCUGUUUUCUUUGACUUCUUUGUUACUUACACUUAGAAUGGCUUUUUCCUGGAAGCCUCAGAGUUAUUAUAAGCCACCCACUUCUUUAUUUUAAGUUGUUGGGCCAUGAUUCUACUUCCCUUUUCAGAGUCAAAGGUUGGAGCCCUAGUGGAAUUCAUUUGCAUUUUCCACUAAGUGCAGCAUCUUCCUCUACCCACUGCCCCAGCAGGCAGGGCUGUGCCCCAUCUCCAUGCCCUGGCCGUGGCAGCUGUGAGGAGAAAGUGAGAUGACGCAUUCUUUUUCUCCUAGAAACACAUCUUGGAAGUUUUUGAUGAAACUCAUAUAAGCUGAGUGUUAGCAAGGCCUGUGAUACCUCCCAGUAACCCUGUAACUGCCGCCGAAUUUCCCGGACCCAGGGCCUGGGCUUUCCAGAUAACUGAAGUUAACCCUUUCAGCACCAAAACUUUUAAGUUGCUUUUGAAGGGGAUUUUUCUUAAUGUAAAUGGCACUGGUCCUUCAGAAAGAAACAUGGACCAAAAUUCUAGUUUCUCUAACUUGGAGACAUUGGGCAUAGAAUAUUUCUUUUAAUUUUUAAUUUUUGUGGGUACGUAGUAUGUAUAUUUAUGGGGUACAUGAGAUAUUUUGGUACAGGCAUGCAAUGCAUAAUAAUCACAUCAGGGUAAAUGGGGUAUCCAUCACUUCAAGCAUUUCUCCUUUCUCUGUGUUACAAACAUUCCAAUUAUACUCUCAGUUAUUUUAAAAUAUAGUUGACUGUAGUCACCCUAUUGUGCUAUCACAUACAAGAUCUUGUUCAUUUUACCUAACUAUAUUUUUUUACCCAUUUAACAUCCCCCCUUCCUCCCACCACCACUACCCCUUCCAAGUCUCUAGUAACCAUCAUUUUCCUGUCUCCGUGAGUUCAAUCAUUUUAAUUUUUAGCUACCACAAAUAAAUGAGAACAUGUGAAGUCUGUUGUUCUGUGGCUGGCUUAUUUCACUUAACAUAAUGAUAUCCAGUUCCACCCAUGUUGUUGCAAGUGACAGGAUCUCAUUCUUUUUUAUGGAUGAAGAGUACUCCAUUAUGUAUAUGUACCACAUUUUCUUUAUCCAUUCGUCUGUUGAUGGACACUUAGAUUGCAUACAGAUUUUGGCUAUUUUGAAUAGUGCUGCAAUAAACACGGGAGUGCAGAUAUCUCCUUUGUAUUCUGAUUUCCUUUCUUUUGGGUAUAUACUCAGCAGUGAGAUUGCUGAAUCAUAUGGUAGCCCUAUUUUUUGUUUUUUGAGGAACCUCCAAACUGUUCUCUAUAGUGGUUGCACUAAUUUACAUUCCCACCAACAGUAUAUGAAGGUUCCCUUUUCUUCACAUCCUCACCGGCAUUUGCUAUUGCCUGUCUUUUGCAUAAAAGUCAUUUUAAUUAGGGGGAGAUAAUACCUCAUUGUAGUUUUGAUUUGCAUUUCUCUGAUGAUCAAUGAUGUAUUAGUCCAUUUUCACACUGCUGUAAAGAACUACCUGAGACUGGGUAAUUUAUAAAGCAAAGAGUUUUAAUUGACUCACAGUUCCGCAUGGCUAGGGAGGCCUCAGGAAACUUACAAUCACGGGGGAAGGCAAAGGGAAAGCAUAGUGACAGGAGAGAGAGACAGACAGAGAGCAAGGCUGGAACUGCCACACACUUUAAAACCAUCAGAUCUCAUGAGAACUCACUCACUUUCAUGAGAACAGCAUGGAGGAAACUGCCUCCAUGAUCCAAUCACCUCCUACCAGGUCCCUCUCCUGACACAUGGGGAUUAUAAUUCAACAUGAGAUUUGGGUGGGGACACAGAGCCAAACCACAUCAAAUGACGUUGCACAUCUUUUCAUAUACCUGUUUGCCAUUUGUAGGUCUUCUUUUGAGAAAUGUCUAUUCAGGUAUUUUGGCCAUUUUAAAGUCAGAUUAUUAUAUUUCUUUCCGAUAGAGUUGUUUGAGCUUCUUAUAUGUUCUGGUUGUUAAUCCCUUGUCAGAAGGAUAGUUUGCAAAUAUUUUCUCCCAUUCUGUGGGUUGUCUCUUCACCUUGUUGAUUGGUAUCUUUUGCUGGGCAGAAGCUUUUUAGCUCAAUGUGAUCUCAUUUGUCCAUUUUUGCUUUGGUUUCCUGUGCUUGUGGGGUAUUACUCAAGAAAUCUUUGCCCAGUCCAAUGUCCUGGAGAGUUUCCCUAAUGCUUUCUUUUAGUAGUUUCAUAGUAUAAGGUCUUAGGUUUAAGUCUUUAACCUAUUUUGGUUUGAUUUUUAUAUAUAAGAUAGGGGUCUAGUUUCAUUCUUCUGCAUAUGAAUAUCCAGUUUUCCCAGCACCAUUUAUUAAAGAGACUGUCCUUUCCUCAGUGUAUGUUCUUGGCACCUUUGUCAAAAAUUAGUUCACUCUAAAUGUAUGGAUUUGUUUCUAGGUUCUUUAUUCUGCUCCACUAAUCUGUGUGUCUGUUUUUUAUGCCAGUACUAAGCUGUUUUGGUUACUACAGCUCUGUAGUAUAAUUUGAAGUCAGGUAAUGUGAUUCCUCCAGUUUUGUUCUUUUUGCUCUGGAGACUUUGGCAAUUCUGGGUCUUUCAUGGUUUCAUAUAAAUUUUAGGAUGUUUUUUCUAUUUCUGUGAAGAAUGUCAUUAGUAUUUUGAUUGGAAUUGCAUUCAAUCUGUAGACUGCUUUAGAUAGUAUGGACAUUUUAACAAUAUCGAUUCUUUCAAUCAGUGAACAUGGAAUGUCUUUCCAUUUUUGUGUGUGUGUCCUAGAAGAGGCAAUUCGGACAUAAAGAGAAACAUCAAGGGCAUGAGUGCACAGAGGAAAGACCAUGUGACGGCAUGGCUACAAGGCAGCCAUCUGUAAACCAAGGAGAGAGACCCCAAAGGAAAUCAACCCUGCUGACACCUUGAUCGUGGACUUCUAGCCUCCAGAACUGAAGUGGUGACACCAGCCUGACUCGGGUGCCUUUUCUCUCAGCCUCCACUGCACCUGUGUCUAGCACCUAUACAGUUCCAGGAACCAUGCAAAGUACUUCAUAGACAAUCUUUCUGGUCAUCACAGCUCUCCAAGGAAAAAAGAAAAAAGGAAUCUCCUGGCAGGCUCAACAGUGAGCCAGGCGUGAGUCUGGGACACUUCCAGCCGGGGCUGAAUCCCUGACCUGACAGCUUUCCAGGCUUGGCCAAGUCAGGCACCUGCUCAGGCCUCAGUUUCCUAAUUUGUGACAGACUGUCUGCUCCAUCUGCCUUACAGGACUGAGGUGUUGGCUACGUUUGUGGUUUUAAGAAAGCCUGAGGGCCUGAAGGCAGCCCCUGGAGAAGCCCUUUCCGAGGGCAUUCGGAACCUUCUGGUCCUAGAGGUGAAGCUGAACUGUCACCAGGACUUAUGACCCGCGGCUUCGCUCCCAUUCUGCCCGUCGAGUUCCACAAGAUGGGCUCCUUCCGCAGGCCUAGACCGCGCUUCAUGAGCUCCCCCGUGCUCAGCGACCUUCCCCGAUUCCAAGCAACUCGGCAGGCUCUGCAGCUGAGCUCCAGCUCAGCCUGGAACAGCGUUCAGACUGCUGUGAUCAACGUUUUCAAAGGGGGUGGCUUGCAAAGCAACGAGCUCUAUGCCCUGAACGAAAACAUCAGGCGGCUGUUGAAGAGUGAACUUGGAUCAUUCAUUACAGACUAUUUUCAGAACCAGCUUCUUGCAAAAGGACUGUUCUUUGUGGAGGAGAAGAUCAAGCUGUGUGAAGGUGAAAAUCGCAUUGAGGUUCUGGCUGAAGUCUGGGACCACUUCUUCACUGAGACUCUCCCUACCCUGCAGGCAAUAUUUUAUCCAGUUCAGGGCCAGGAGCUGACUAUCCGCCAGAUCUCCCUGCUGGGCUUCCGAGACCUAGUCUUGCUGAAGGUGAAGCUGGGUGACCUGCUGCUGCUGGCCCAGUCCAAGCUGCCCUCGUCCAUUGUCCAGAUGUUGCUCAUCUUGCAGCCAGGCGGCACUCCAGGGUCCGGCCCAAGGUGACUGUCCUGAACUAUGCCUCCCCAAUAACCGCAGUCAGCCGGCCACUGAAUGAGAUGGUCUUGACCCCACUGACAGAGCAGGAGGGGGAAGCCUACCUGGAGAAGUGUGGCAGCGUGCGGCGGCACACGGUGGCCAAUGCCCACUCGGACAUCCAGCUGCUGGCCAUGGCCACCAUGAUGCACUCGGGCCUGGGGGAGGAGGCCAGCAGUGAGAACAAGUGCCUGCUCCUGCCACCCAGCUUCCCCCCACCCCACCGGCAGUGCUCCAGUGAGCCCAACAUCACCGACAACCCUGACGGACUGGAGGAGGGGGCCAGGGGCAGCCAGGAGGGCUCGGAGCUGAACUGUGCUUCCCUCAGCUGAGUCGCCACCCCUGGGCCUUUCCAUCUCCUGUUUUGCAACCAGGAUGAGGACCCCUCCAUCUCCGUGGAUUACCGAGGGGGGCUCUUGCUUUAUGCGACGCUGCCUUAUUUCUUUUAGGGUACUGUCCUGGUCAAAAUGACCUAAGGGAAAACCGUUGUUGUAAACCUCUUUAUUUUGGUGACUGUCACCACUUCUUUGUAGCCACCAAUUGUAGUGACCAAUUGCCUAAUGGUCACUUUCUGACUCCAGCCUUGCCAGCCUGACUCAGAUCCUCAUCUCUGGGCCUUUCUCCCUCCGAUGUUGGACUGCCUGAUGCUCCCAAUGACAUAUCCAAUGCUCCUGGCAUUUCUGGAGCAGGAGGUUGUCAGGACAGCACAUAUAACCACCAAGGAUGUGUUGGCCUUUGGAGUUCCCCUUUAGGUUCCUAGUGAUGUGGAGGUUUAUGGGUGAAAAAUUAGUGGAGAGGGAACUCCUCUCCCCCAUUUUGUGUAGAGUGAAAAUAGCCUGAAGCCCCUACUCAGCAGGGCUCUGGGAAUGUGCCUUCCUUAUUUUAGUUUCAGAAUUGCUGGGAAAGUUACCCCACUGGUGAGUGAGGAUCUAUCCUCACCUACAUCCAGAUCCUAUGUGCUGCUUGCACAGAGGCCUUUGGCUUUUGACCCAGGAGGGCCGCGAGCCUGGAGCUGCCCUGUCUUUCAUUGAGCCUUAGCAUUUCCCUCUCAGGCUUCCUCUCAAGCUCAAGGAACUCACCCCCAGAUAAGAAGCUGGUGCCUCUUGUCUCUCUCGUUUCAGAAACGGACUUUCUCAUCAUGCUUUCCUAUGGUGGGUAUGAGGGGCCAGCUGAUACCAACCAACUGGCCUGUAUCUAUCUGGAUUUGACUUGAAUUUUUAAAAUGUGUAUCGUUUCAAAAAAAAUGUUUGCAAAUUUUGCACAUAGGAUCUUGCACUGUUCAUUUCCAAUGGGGUGAGUCUUCACACUAAAAACACAAGCAGAGCUCCUGGGAAAAGAGACUGGAAGUGGUUCAGGAUAAAGAGAUCCAUGGUGGACAGGGCUCUUAGGUCACAGAGCUCUAGAAGCAGCUGGACUUGAACCCACAAUGGCUUGUGUAAAUUUGUAAAUUUCAUGGUUUCUAGGAAAAGCUGCAUUGGGGUGGGGAGACCCAGUUUGCCUCAUAGGCAGAGGAUUCUCCAGGAAGCAUGGAAAAUGGAAUGUUUCCAUGCUUUACAGUGCUGGGAGAGAGGGGAGAUGUGGGCAGGACCUUUUGGAAGGAUGUUUAUUCUCUGUGGUUAAAGAAAUGCUGAGAAUUUCUAGCAUGUGAAGCACUUGGGGGCAGCAGGCCUUGGCACGGUGCUGCAUCCUUCUACUGCUCCCUCCAGGUCUGGGGGCUUUUAUCCACCUUGAAUCCCUAUCCUCCUCUUUGUAGUUGUCGGUCUCACUGAUAACAGCUCCAGAAAAAAAGAAAGACAAGGCUUCCCCUCUGACCCUUCCUGUUGGUAUUUAUGAAAUCUCAAAGAGAUGAGCCACCUUGGCUUCCAAUAUGGCAAGAGGGUGCUGGGAGAAGGUGAAGAUCAGUCUAAGCUGCCACGGUGAUGAGACCUUCUCAUUUAACUCUUGAUAGCAUUUCCCUUCUGAGUGAAGAUUUGAAAUAUGAUUAGAAUUGUGCUCUUGAUGGCUGGGAAUUUAGAAAUUUUAUUUUAAGAGUUAUUUCAUUUUCAUCCUAAGAGUGAUGGGAGAGAAAUGUCCAAAAGAGAUCUGCUGAUCUGCUGAGAAUUUCAAACAAAAAAAUAAUCUCUAUGUAUGUGUUGGAUAAAGUCUACAGACUGACUAACAUGCAUUAGCAAAUGGAGCAUCAGUAGGUAGCAACAUGAUAAUUUAUGUAACUGACAGCUUCUGUCCUUAUUAGUACACUUAACAUUUGAGACUAGUAUUUAUUGAUCCAGGCAAAGUAAUUAAUCAUGCUUGGGCUUACUUUUUCAGUUUGUAAGGUUAAGCAUAUGUGCAUGCGUGCGUGUGUAUAUAAAUGCCUUUUCCAUGUCUUAAAUGUUCCUGAUGAGGAGAGCAGUCAUCAAUUAAAUAUAUAAGCUCUUAAAAUGAGAAUGGAAGUGUCAGUAUAGACCCAGUGUACUUAAGUGCUGAUGACUGUUAGCCAGUUUACAACUUUUUACCAUCGAUGUACACAUUUGAUAUUUGUGCAGUAAAUAGACUGUACCUAUAAAAAAUUUUAUUGAUGUUUAUGGUCAUGUUAGCUAUCAGAGAGCUAUUGGAGGAGUGAUAGCUGAGGUGUUCUUAACCACUUUUUCUCUCCUAGAUUCAUUUUCAUUAUUUAUGCUAGGAUUUUCUUAUGGUUGACAUUUGAUGACAGGAAGCAAUCAUGACUCUUCAAGUGAGCUCACAGAAACCUUUCAUGUUGUCUGUUUCCAAAAUGGAUUCAAUCAACAACAUUUUGUCCAUGUUACCCUAUUCUCAUGCUGGGUGCCCCAGGGGUGUCUUGAUCGAAUUUGCAAGUAUAGCGGUCAAAUUGGAUUUUUUUUUUCCUCAAAUUAGAUCUUGAUGCAUCCUUCCCUCAAACUCCCUGCCCCAACUUCUGCCUCCUCUUUUCUUGUUGCCUCUACUCCACAGUCAGACAGCAGCCUUAGCUCAGCCAGUCUUCCCUGGGUUUUGUUUGCAAUUCUGGACCGGAUUGGCAACUCAUUUCCUGGAGAAACAUAUUGUGGAGCUAGAAAAUACUGAAAAAAGUCUGAGAAGCCAAUACUUCUUUUUCUAAAACCAGCUUGGCCUUUCUUCCCAGAGUAUUUGACCUAGAGGGAACAGUUACCGUAUGUACUCAUGGAUGAUCUCAUAUAUUCCCCUCUGAUUCUGUUUGGCAGAGGAAAUUUAUGUUUUACUCUGCGUAAAUACUUCUAGGAGGCUUAUAGCAGCAACAGUCUGAGACCGCUAAAGACUUAAUAAGAGCCUUUGAAGAGGUGUGACUGAGUAGUCAUCCUGUAGGAUGUAAAAGGAGAGUGUGUAUGUUUUGGUUGAGCCUUUGCAGGUCAUAACUAUGGUAAAUAACCACUGAGCAUUCUGCCUCAACAGGUUUCAUGUCAUUAGUGUGCCCAUGACAUAGCAGUGCACCAUCAUAUUCAUUCAUCCACCCAUCUACCCAUCAAACAUUUGUGGAGUUUCCAUUGUGCGUAGGCGCUUUUCUUGGUACUAGGGAUACAGUGAUGGACAAAUAACCAAGGUGCCUGCUCUCAUGGAGCUUACACUAUAGGGGGGGAAGGCUGGAAAUCAGGUCAACACAAGCAUCACAACUACCAAACAACACUGGAUGAAAUGGCAAAGUGCCAGUGACUGGAGAGUGAAGAAAGGAUGACUGUGGGUGGAAUGGCCAAAGGAGGUCUCUCUCCAAGUCAACUGACUCAAGAGCUGAGUGACAAGGAGCCAGCCUUACGAUCUGCUUUGUUUCUGAUCACUGCCAUAACUAUCACAGAUUUAGCAGCUCAAAACAACAUAUUUAUUAUUACAGUUUGUCGGUUGGAAGCCUGACGGGUCUCACUGGGCUGAAAUCAAGGUGGUGUCAAGGCUGCAUUCCUUUCUGGAAGCUUUAAGGGAUAAUCUGUUUCCUUACCUCUGCCAGCUUUUAGAGGCUGCCCAUAUUCCUUGGCUUGUGGCUUUCUUCCUCCAUCUUCAAAGCCAGCAGUGAAUGGUGGGUUGAGUCCCUUUCACAUGGCAUCACUCCAAACUACAUUCGGCCUCCCUAGGACCCUUGUUGAUUACAUUGAGCCCAUCCUGAUAAUCCAGGAUUAUCUCCCAACUCAAGGUCUCUAAUCACAUCUGCAAAGUCCCUUUUGCCUUGUAGGAUACAUCGCAGGUACUGUGGAUUAGGAUGUGGACAUCCUUGAUGGGGGAGGGGGAGUCUUUAUUCUGCCCCACAGAAUAAUGAUUACCACAUAAUCCUUAGGUUUUGCUGCUUCUACUGAUUACUCUUUGUGGGUAGCAAGCUCCCGAAAGACCAGCUUAGCUACUGAGGAAACUCCUUGUCCUCCGGCCCAGUGGAAUUUGAUGGGAAAAGAGAAGGAAAGCAAGAUGGACAAAAAGUGUCCCCCCCAGGGGCUCUGCCUUCACGCUAAGGAGCAGUGGUAAGUUGGCUGAAGCUCUUCUGAAAGUCCUUAAAUGUCCUUGAGUCCCUCAGCUGGCCAGAGAUACACUGGUGUCCUCUCUGGCAUGCUGCUUCUUGUCUCCAUCCCUCCUCAGCUGGACUGAAGAUUUCUGUGGGUACUGCUCUGCUGCCGCCUCUGCUGAAAUCUCUCUCCCAGCAGGAGAAAGGCCAGCCAUGGGAUGUACUGUGGAGCCUGGGAAGAUGAAACUGCAGCACACAAGUGCUGGUCUCAGUGUUCAGGGGAGACUGGGUGACAUGGCCUGGGGACUUUACGGCCUGACCUCCACCCACCAUGGCCUAAACUCCCACAGAGACCACGAUUCUGUAGUCCCAGGCUCCAAUCUCUAAUUGCCUCAUUGCCUUCUGUCAGGCCCUCACCAUCCCCAGUCUGGACUUACACAACUUGGUACUUCCUGUAUUUGCGUACAGACUCCAGCUCUCCCUUAUGGACAUUCCCAUUUGAUCUAAGAUGCAACCCCUGCUUAAAACUUUUCCUUGGCUUUCAAUAUAAUCCACACGCCUAAACUUGACUUCAAGGUCCUUCACAAGCUGGCCCCACCUACCUUCCUGGCCUCAUUGGCUGCUCUUUGACUCCCUCGAGUUGGAGACCAACAGCUUCACCAGGACUGUUCAUUGUCCCAGGAAGCUGCCUUCCAUCUCCACAUCCCCUGCCAUGCUCCCACUGUUCCCUCUCCCUGGGGGCCCUCCUCACCACUUCUCCAGAUAGAAGCAGCCACUUCAACCUCUAUACAUUCUCAGGGGCUUAAUCCAGGAAGUCAAGAAUGGGUAGGAUUUAUAUGUGCAGGCUUAGGGCCUCACAAUACAGAGAAGUUUCUAAGUCCUGUGCAUUGAAUAAAUGAAUGGGAUGGUGUAAUUCUGAUCCCCACCCCGCCCCUCCCAGGUAUGUGCAGAAAGGACACCGCCUCUCUCCUUUUUCUCCAGGUAGGGAUCUUCCCCAUGCAGCUCUCUCCAAGCAUGUUCCAACUGAGGCUGUGUGGCCAGGUGACCCAGUGAACACAGGUGGGAGUCUGAGCCCUUCUUGCAACUCCUUGCCUUUGCUCCAGCCAAUGUCUGCCACUUCCCUGCAGAGAGUUAACCCUAUUCAUGGGGAUGUUUUGCUCCAGAGCCAGCUCAUUUUCUUGGCCUGCCCUCUUUCUGUCUGUGGUAAGAGACUGCUUUGGGAUCUGACAGUCCUGAGGACAGUGAGAGCACCUGUUGUUUGCUCUUUGAAACAAUCAAAGAGCCAUCUCUUUGAAGAAGCUCUCCUGCCAGGAAGAGGGAGUGUCCCAGGCCAGUGAACUCAGGCAAGAGCCUCCUUGUCCUAACCCUCUCUGCAUUCAGGAAUCUAGCAUGAGGGUCGAGUACUAGGCUGUUCCUCACAACAACCUUGCAAGGCAGGUGUCACCCUCAUUUUGCAGAUGAGCAAACUGAGCCUUGGGUCUUUUAAGCAAUGGAGCUUGGACUUGACCCCAGGUUCACCACAAGUCCAGUGGUCAUCCCUUUCUAUUCUAGGAGGUACCCUAGCCUGAUAGAAAAUGAAGAAUAGCUAAGCCAGGGGCAGAAUCUGCUCAGCUUGCUACAAGGUAAGAGAUGUUCCAGCGUUUCUAGAAAAGCUAAGGAACAAAGCUGCAUCUCUUGCUUUUCUGCAAUCAUUUCUAGAAAACCUCAUGGCGUAGGGACUCUGGUAUCCUGGACAGUAAAUUUCUUAUGUAGAAAAGAUUUCGGGGCUUUUAAAAAAAAACUUACGUUAAAAUUUGUCUUUAAAAAAGUAAUAAUUUAAUAAGUUUAUAUUUAAUUUAAUAAAUAUAAUUUUGUCUUUAGAAUCAAUAUUCCAUUUCAGAUGCAAAGUUUAAACUUUUUUAUGCUUUUAAAUUCAGCUUACAAAUAUUAUUCUAUUUUAUAAGUCUAGCAGAUCUUGGCAAUAACUUUGGAGGAGUGUUUCAAUAAUGCUUGCUCUUAUUUACAAGCAUAGCUCAGCACUUCAAACAUUUUAAAACAGAUUUAGAAAUUUAAUGUAUUUAUUUUUUAAGUACUUUGGUUUUUCUGACCACAAGCAAAAUCAUCUCAAAUUUUAAACUCUUAUAGAAGCGAAUAAAUUUAACUUAAAAGAUAAAUCUAAGUGCUCUUAAAUGUUUUUAUACUCUACUUAAACUUAGAUGUCACCAUUAAAAAAUCAAGUCUAAAUUAAUUCUCAAUUAUACAUUUUAAAGUGGAGUUGUAAAACUGUCAGUCUAAUGGGCUUUAUUCUCUUAAAUAUCACAUUCUGAAACACCAAAUAGGCACAUAUUCCUUCCUAAUAUAAAAUAUUAAUGCUAUAGUUUUGUUUCUUUUAAAUAUUUCUACCCUUAAAUCUAAACCUUCCUGAAGUGUUGGUGAGAUAUUGUCUCUCAGUUUCGAGCCUUUUCCUUUUUUUGUGAUGCUGUGGCUGGGAUUCUGCAAACCACAUUGCUGCUUUGUCAGCUGGGUCCCUGGUAGGUUCUGCCAAUGGAGGGCGCUAGAGGGAGCCUGGGGGACUGGUGGAGGGAGAGGAGUUGGGCUCAUCCUGUCUUUGUCCACAUCACCUGGCACAGACAGCUGGGUCCAGCAGCAGUGUUGAGUUACUGUUUGCAGUUUAUCCACAUUCCCAGAACCAGCCUCAACAUCUCCCCUUAGAGAUACAAGCACUGUCCAGCCUGGGGCCCGUCCUCAGAAUUCUGAAGCCCUCUGGGGCCCCUCCUGUAACUUUUUAAAUUUCAAUAACCCCUAACACUGCUUUUUGUUUCCCCAGUUCUAAGGGUGGUAGUUGCUUCCUGUAGUUACCACCUCUGUGAUUCCUCUGGGUCCCCCUUUGCCAUUUUAUUUGUCCAAUUUUUGAUUAAUAAUUCUUUAUAUUAAAUUCUGUCUGUUAAAAUAA